Molecule: messenger RNA, 2652 nt
Organism: Sceloporus undulatus (fence lizard)
Lineage: Eukaryota; Metazoa; Chordata; Lepidosauria; Squamata; Phrynosomatidae
Gene: DNAJC3
Product: DnaJ heat shock protein family (Hsp40) member C3
Biological process (GO): protein folding in endoplasmic reticulum
Cellular component (GO): endoplasmic reticulum
Molecular function (GO): misfolded protein binding; protein-folding chaperone binding
Source: RefSeq, a predicted model, not a curated record
CUCCCACGACCCUCCCCGAGGAAGCUGGCUGAUAGAAUGUUGAGAGUGGCAGAGUUCGGAAGGGAAGAACUCCUGGCGGCGUCGGUAUCAUCAUCCUCAUCAUCGGCAGCAGAGGCGCAGCACGUGGGGCUGUGGCGCAGGGAUGGUCUCCGCAGGCGCGUGGGCAGGCAGGCUCCCGCUCCUGAUGGUGCUCUGGGACCUCCGCUUCCAGGGAGCAGAAUGUGGGAUAAAUGCAGAAGUAGAAAAACAACUUGAAAUGGGAAAGAAGCUUUUAGCAGCUGGGCAGCUAGCAGAUGCUUUGUCUCACUUUCACGCUGCCAUAGAAGGGGACUCUGAUAACUACCUUGCGUAUUACAGAAGAGCCACAGUCUAUUUAGCCAUGGGCAAAUCUAAAGCUGCCAUUCGUGACUUAAGCAAGGUGGUUGAAUUAAAGCAGGAUUUCACAUCGGCAAGGCUGCAAAGGGGACAUCUGCUGCUCAAGCAAGGAAAGUUUGAUGAAGCCGAAGAGGAUUUUAAAAGAGUGCUCCAGUCCAGUCAAAGUGACAAAGAACAAGCAGAAGCUCGCUCCCAGCUAAUGAAGUCUGAUGAAAUGCAGCGCCUACAUUCCCAAGCACAAUCUGCAUAUCUCGAGGGAGAUUACUAUACAGCUAUUGGUUUCCUGGAUGAAAUUCUAAAUGUUUGUGUUUGGGAUGCAGAGCUGCGGGAACUUCGAGCUGAUUGCUAUAUCAAAGAAGGAGAACCAGGGAAAGCCAUUAGUGACUUAAAAGCUGCUGCCAAAUUGAAGAGUGACAAUACUGAAGCAUUCUAUAAAAUCAGCAGUAUAUACUAUCAGCUUGGGGACCAUGAACUGUCUCUGAGUGAAGUGCGUGAAUGUCUGAAACUUGACCAAGACCACAAAGAGUGUUUUUCUCACUACAAACGAGUUAAGAAGCUCAAUAAACAGAUUGUUUCAGCAGAAGACUUCAUCCGGGAGGGCAGGUACCAAGAUGCCAUGGAUAAAUACGAGACAGUGAUGAAAACAGAGACUCAAGUUCCUGUUUACACCACACGAGCCAAAGAGAGAGUAUGCUACUGCCUUUCAAAGAGCCAGCAGUCAACAGAAGCUAUCAAACUUUGCACAGAAGUUUUGAAGCUGGAACCAGAUAACGUGAAUGCUUUGAAAAGCAGAGCUGAAGCAUACUUGCUUGAAGAGCUGUAUGAGGAAGCAGUGAAGUGUUAUGAAACUGCCAAGAAGCACAGUGAAAAUGACCAACAGCUUCUCGAUGACCUAGAGAAAGCCAGGGUGCUCAAGCAGUCUCGAGAAGAGGAUUACUACAAUUUAGGUGUUAAAAGGAAUGCCAGAAAACAGGAAAUCGUAAGGCUUAUAGGACUUGCAAUGCCGUGGCACCUGAUAUUUCCAGAUGAAGGGAAGAAGAAGGCAGAAAGAAGUUUAUUGAUUGCUGCUGCCAAGAAAGUCCUCACAGAUCCAGAAAUGCGAAGGAAGUUUGAUGCAGGAGAAGAUCCAUUGGAUGCAGAAAGCCAGCAAGGAGGAGGAAACCCUUUCCAUAGAGGCUGGAAUUCCUGGCAAGGGUUUGACCCAUUCAGUUCUGGAGGACCUUUCAAAUUUAAAUUUCAUUUCAAUUAGAAAGUCUGUCCUUUCUUCCCAGUUCUGGAUUCUAGGAGCUUGUCUUUAUUUCCUAGGUAACUUAACAUGCUGAUUUGGUCCUUGAACAAAAACUUCAGUGAAAGCCAGCUUUUCAGUGAUAGGCUAAAGAGAAAGCAAGUCCAUAAUGGAGAGUGAUAGAACAACAGUUCGGUUAGUACCAAUUCAUUUUACCCUUCCAGUGUCAAAAAUCCCUAUCUGAAAACAAGUGGAAGACUGUGUAGAGCUGCACUCCUUGAGAUCUUCUUUUGAAAUGGACUGAAAACUUCAGCUGAAGACAAACCCAUAUUAGAGAAGCAAUUUUGUUCAAGAAAGCACUUUAAGAUUUACUAUACUCUUAAUGACCUCAUUUGGGACUUUGUUUUCCUCAGCCAGGUGACAAAAGAGCACAGUGUGAUCUAGUUUAUUUGUACAAGGGGAAAUGUUAAAGCCUUGAUUGUCUAUGGAGGUAUUGUUGUCCUUGGAAACACUGGAGGACUGUCUGUGUUCCUGUUGUAUGUCAUUCUCACAUCUUCCCUUAAAAUGUAACUCAGGUUAUGAUGCAUGCCUGUCGUUUGUAAAAAGAAACAGGUUCUGGGAGUUAUAGAAGUAGCAUCUACAGUACAUCCCCAAAGCAGAUGCAAUAACUUUUUCUAUGCUACUUUGCAACAGGGGAAUGCUAUACAAAGUCAUUAUGCUGUCAAGAUAAUUUCCCUACAGAAGCAUCUGCACAAUGCAUUGCUUAUUUAGUAGGGGGCCAUAACCAUUGUCUUACAGUCUUGUGUUUCUAACUUUAAGAAGAACUAAAAACUUUCCUUCUAGUUGUUUCAGAAAGCAACGGCAGUAGAAUGAUACUCUUAACUGUUGUUAAAUAGAACCAAUUUGAACUUUUUCACUCAACAUAUGCUUGACAUUUGAGCAGAAUGAUUGAGAUGUUGCACAAAAUAUACAGAAUGUAAUUCUGACCUUGGGGUUUUUUUUAAAUAAGAAAAGAGUUGGAGAUGUAUACUAUAAAGUAACUUUUAAAAUGA